Anopheles stephensi (Asian malaria mosquito) is the source of this 1660-nucleotide messenger RNA. RefSeq names its product brachyurin-like. The record is from RefSeq and is a predicted model, not a curated record. Bases 608 to 1546 code for a protein of 312 amino acids. The transcript has a single exon. Lineage: Eukaryota; Metazoa; Arthropoda; Insecta; Diptera; Culicidae. Gene Ontology annotation, biological process: proteolysis. Gene Ontology annotation, molecular function: serine-type endopeptidase activity.
AAUUCUACUACCAGUCGGUGGAUAUCACUAUGCCCCAUCUCAAUGAGGUCGAUGGUAAAAACGAGCUAUGUGGUCCUGGCGCUACAUCCUUCACCAUCGAGAAUUCGUGGCUCAAGGAGACAAUCCAAAUGAAGGUUGCCCUUCAAAAUGAACUAUCUUCUAAGCUCCAUUCCUAUUCAGUGCCCAGGACAAUGUAAGGAAUCCUGUAGGAUACGCAUUAUCCUUUGAAGAUAUAGCCUCAAUAGACAAAACAAGUGUUCGAAUUCUCCAACAUUCUGGAAGCUUAUCAUUGAGCAGGCAUUUCCUACGGGAAUGCCGUUUGCAUAAGCUCAGCCCGAAUGUGGAAUUCCCUCGCGUAACGAAAUGAUAUCACUCGCCAAUCAGUCACGAUUGAUUCCGAUUCCCAUCGAACGUUUUUUCCACCCAAAGGGCAUUUCCCAAAAUAUGAUGGCGUCCCGGCUUAACCUAUCGCUAUUUUAGAACAAAACUCAUGAGCCUUACUGAUAAGAAAUUGAGUAUAAAAUAGCACCUUUGCAGGUCGAUAAAGAUAUCAGUUACAGCAGGGAACCUAUACGAAUCGGAUCUCCAUAUCAGUACCUCCAAAAGCAUGAAGUACACGGUUUCGCUCUCGAUUGUGGCCCUUCUGGCAGUGUUGCACGGUGUCUCCCCACUGCCAACCACCAAGAUCGAAAUCGAUUGGUCCCAAGUGCGUCCGAUCGAGGAGUUUGAUCAUGUGAAGGCUCACCUCCCGGUCAACACUCGUCACGCAUCUGGAACUCCGAAUCGUCGCAUCGUUAAUGGACAGGAAGCAAGUCCCGGUCAGUUCCCGUACCAGGUGGCUCUGCUCGGACAGUUCAACGCCGGUAUUGGACUUUGUGGAGCUUCGAUCAUCACCCAGAAUUACAUCCUAACGGCGGCCCACUGUGUCUACAGUGGAACCAACGCGGACAACCCGAUCGUUGGCGGUACGGCCAUUUUGGGAGCACAGAAUCGCAUCCUGGAGGAACCUUCCCAGCAACGCAUUACCUUCACAUCGAGCGGAAUCAUCGGCCAUCCGGGAUACAACUUGGUGAACGUGCGCAAUGACAUCGCUGUGGUACGGCUGGACGAACUGAUCGUCUACACGGACCGCAUUCAACCGAUUCGACUGCCCAGUCGCUCCGAUGCGCGUACCUUCGCCGGGCUAAUGGGUACGGUGUCCGGGUUCGGUGUGUACUCGGUCGCUAAUCCAGGCCUUUCGGAUGUGCUGAACUAUGUGCUCAAUCCCGUCAUUACCAAUGCCGACUGUUUGGCCGCUUGGAGUAACAGUGCAGAAUUGAUCCAGGCGCAGAAUAUCUGCCAGUCCGGUGAUGGUGGACGUUCCGCCUGCAAUAGCGAUUCCGGCGGUCCGCUGACGGUGCAGGACAAUGCGGAAAGUUUGCUGAUCGGUGUGGUGUCGUUCGGUUCCUCGGGCGGCUGUGAUAAUGGCAUUCCGACAGUGUUCGCUCGCGUUUCCUACUAUUUGGGAUGGAUCGAAGACAACUCGGACUUUGUCGCUGAUCCGUAAAAUGCGCUUUAAGAGAUGAUGAAGCUCUUCGUGAUGUAAUAAACUGUAAUGAAGCAUUGUACGAUUGUUUUGAAAGAUAGUUAUAGAUAUUUAUUCAAGUUAAUGAUAACGAAA